Messenger RNA from Beta vulgaris subsp. vulgaris (sugar beet), 1205 nucleotides. RefSeq names its product basic leucine zipper 43. The transcript has a single exon. Gene Ontology annotation, biological process: regulation of DNA-templated transcription. Bases 396 to 950 code for a protein of 184 amino acids. Gene Ontology annotation, molecular function: DNA-binding transcription factor activity. The record is from RefSeq and is a predicted model, not a curated record. NCBI's taxonomy places the organism in Eukaryota, Viridiplantae, Streptophyta, Magnoliopsida, Caryophyllales, Amaranthaceae.
UAUUUUUCACAUGAAAAUCAUUAAUAAAACUCUAAUCUGUCCAUGUAUGUCUGCAACUGCACGGAUUAAUACGUCACGCAACGCGUGCAUAUAUGAUCCAUUGAAGAAAUUAAAGUAAUAAUAAGCUUUAGUGGCUGUAAAUACAUGAGCAAAGUACUACAUAGUUCAUGGCCAUAAUCCACAUGAUUUUCCUUAGAUAACUUUUUAUGCUUAUGUCCACUACUAUCUUGUAUCUUCACCUCCCUAUAUAAGACCUGGCUGCACACUCCCCUUCCCAUCUCAUUUUGCACUACUUUUAACUCUCUAAACCCAUUUCAUUUUCAUAAUCAUUUCCAGUUAAGCUACACUUUCGAAUUUCCGAAUAUUUCGUUCUUCUACGACUUCAAUCUAAAACCAUGCAGUCUAAUGAAGUUACAGGACUUCAAUAUUUAGCUCCUUCAAACCAAAGUCCAUACCCCUACUUUCCUGGUAUGGCACAGAAUGAUAUAUCCCCAUUGCAAAUCAAUAAAUACACCAACCUAUUAUACAAUCUCCAGAUUGGAUCACAACUUCAAGAAUUCACUCCACAUCCAUCAUGUUUUAGCAGCAACUCUACAUCUGAUGAAGCUGAUGAGCAGCAGCUGACUAUUAUCAAUGAGAGGAAGCAGAGAAGGAUGAUAUCCAACAGGGAGUCUGCACGUCGAUCACGUAUGCGCAAGCAGAGACAUUUGGAUGAGCUCUGGUCCCAGGUUGUUUGGCUCAGAAAUGAGAAUCACCAGCUCAUUGAUAAGCUAAAUCAUGUCACAGAAAGCCAUGAUCGCGUCCUUCAAGAGAAUGUUCAACUCAAAGAAGAGACUUCAGAACUUCGUCAGAUGGUAACUGACAUGCAACUCAGCAGUCCUUACUCCACUCUCAGAGAUUUAGAGGAGGUUGCUAAUGCAGCCUACCUUGGAGAGGAAUCACCAAACUAAUCCAAAUGUUCCAUUGGUUUCGCUACCGCCUCUAGGACAACUAUGAUUUUAGAUUUUUGUUCCCAUUGCUGCUCCUUCAUUGGGUUAGGUCAAUUAGUCAUUGUCUAUGCCUCUUUUAAGCUAAGCUAUAUCCCAUUCAAGAAAAUCUAGUGCUGGCAAGAAUACAUCUAGAGCAUUUCUGCCACUAUCAUACAUAUAAUGAGUUAUCUCAUUCUCUUUUAUAGCUCUUGUCAAUAAAAUCUGAGUUUAACAAAA